AUGUUGUAUUUAGUUGGGCUCGGUUUAUCCUCAGAAGAGGAUAUUACUGUCCGUGGGUUGAAGGCUGUUAAGAAGUCUUGUCGGGUUUAUUUGGAACAUUAUACGUCAAUCUUAAUGGCAGCUUCGCAAGAAGAGUUAGAAAAGUUUUAUGAAAAGCCAGUGAUUUUAGCUGAUAGGGAAAUGGUUGAAACAGGAUGUGAUGAGAUUUUGCGUGAUGCGGACAAGCAGGACGUUGCAUUCUUGGUUGUUGGUGAUCCUUUCGGUGCUACAACACACACAGAUUUAGUUCUAAGGGCGAAGCAACAAGGCAUUUCUGUGGAAGUUAUACAUAAUGCGUCUAUCAUGAAUGCAGUAGGUGCAUGUGGAUUGCAGCUAUAUACUUUUGGACAAACGGUAUCUAUGGUGUUUUUCACAGAGAAUUGGAGGCCAGAUUCGUGGUAUGAGAAAAUAUUGGAAAAUAGAAAAAUUGGACUGCAUACUCUGGUGUUGUUGGAUAUCAAGGUUAAGGAACAGAACUAUGAAAAUAUGGCUCGUGGUAGAUUGAUAUAUGAACCUCCUCGUUACAUGUCUAUUUCUCAAUGUUGUGAACAGUUAUUGGAAGUAGAUGAGAGUAAGGGCACGAAGGCAUACACCGCAGAUACUCCUUGUGUGGCCAUAUCCAGGUUAGGUUGUCCUACUCAGAGAAUGAAGUCAGGAACCAUUAAAGAAUUAUCCGGGUAUGAUGCGGGUGAACCAUUGCAUUCAUUGGUUAUUCUUGGUAGACAAUGCCAUGAAUUAGAACUAGAAUAUUUAUUGGAAUUCUGCGAUGAUAGAAGGAAGUUCAAGCAAGACGUUCUUAGAGACCAAGAAUACUUCAAGCCUGCCCCAUGGGUUCCUCCGGCCGAGGAGGAAGAUGAAUGA
This is a messenger RNA of Eremothecium cymbalariae DBVPG#7215, 900 nucleotides long. It is a transcript of the gene DPH5, whose product is annotated as diphthine synthase. The transcript has a single exon. Gene Ontology annotation, biological process: protein histidyl modification to diphthamide. Gene Ontology annotation, molecular function: diphthine synthase activity. Bases 1 to 900 code for a protein of 299 amino acids. Lineage: Eukaryota; Fungi; Ascomycota; Saccharomycetes; Saccharomycetales; Saccharomycetaceae. The record is from RefSeq and is a predicted model, not a curated record.